This is a messenger RNA of Paramecium pentaurelia, 1671 nucleotides long. NCBI's taxonomy places the organism in Eukaryota, Ciliophora, Oligohymenophorea, Peniculida, Parameciidae. The record is from the annotation of a GenBank genome assembly.
AUGGGUGGAUAACGUUCUCUAAGUCCAUAAUCAAAUUAAUAAUAAGUUGAUAAAUUGAAGUUAGCUUAAAUUGCAAUCAAAAAACGAACAUCUAAACCUAAUUUCUUUACUACUUAUAGAACACAUGUUAUAAUAUCAAGUAUUAUUAUUAAUUUAUUUAAAUAGUCAUUGUUGGAAUAAUUAUAAUUGCAGUCUUAUCAUUUAAUAAAUAAAUAAAAGAAUACAUUAUCAUUAAUUAAUCAGAAAUUAAUAGUCAUAAUUCUCAAGGAUAUCCUUAUACUUUAGGACCUAAUGAUUUCUUUUAAGUAAGUUUGAUUAUUUAAUUAGAAUGUAACAUUGAUGUAAGCUAAAACUUUGUUUAAGAAUGAUUUCACAUAAUAAAUUAAUGUAGAAAAAUGUAAAGUACUUAUAAAUUUCGAAAUUCCAAGCUAUUUCAAUUUUAAAGAAUCAUACCCUCAUUGCUCUCAUAAUAUCUACAAUUAAGGAAAUUGCUCUUCAUCUUAUUCUAUUGCUGUAUCUUCAGCUUUUUCAGAUAGAGUCUGUAAAGUGAAUUCAACAUAAUAAUUAUCAGCUUAAAACUUGUUAUCUUGUGAUGGUAAAUUAAAUCAAGGAUGUAAAGGAGGACAUAUAACAAGAUCAGCUGAAUAUAUUAUUAAACAUGGAUUGACUAAUAAUGAAUGUCAUCCAUUUAGAGGUGAUGAUAAUUUCCAAGAAUGUACAAAAGCACUUGAAAAAUGUUAAAGAUUUAAAGCUAAUUCAUAUUGUUAAUUAUUAAAUAAGGAUGUAUUUAUAGAUAUAUAAAUUUUAGGAUAUAAAAAGAGAUAUCAUUAAUAAUGGUCCUGUUGUUGCUAUUAUGUAAGUUUACAAAGACUUUUUGGUUUAUAGAGAUGGAAUUUAUUAAGUCUUAGAAGGAAUACCUAGAUUUCAUGGAGGACAUGCUGUAAAAAUUAUUGGAUGGGGAGAAUAAAAUGGAUAUUAAUAUUAUAUUAUUGAAAACACAUGGGGUAAAAGUUGGGGAAUAGAAGGAAUAGCUAAACUUAGUAUAGAUGGUUUUAUAGAUCUGUCUUUAUAAACAUUAUCAAUUAUUUAUUGAAUAAUAUAAUAAAUUAUUUAUAUUUUUUGAAGUUAAUAAUUCAAAUAAAUCAAAAUUCAAAUGAUAAGAACUCCUUCUCAUUCCUUUUAUAUGAGAAAUUCUCAUAAUUAAUCUCAUUCACCAAUACCUUAAUAAAAAUUUAUUACUCCAGAAAAAUUAGUAAGAGUUAGUGGAAGUUCAGGUGUAAAAAUGAAUUCAAUUUAAAAAAAUGGUACAAGAAUUAGAAGUGAAACCAUAGAAACUGUUAAUAAGAUUAAGGAAUAAUAAAAGUUAUAAGAAUAUGUAUAAGAAUUUGAAUAUUGUAUUAUUUAUUAAUAAAGACUUAGAAUUUGUUUAAUAAAAGAAUGAAGAAUAGUAAUAAUUAGAAUUAAGAAUCUUAAUGUUAUUACAAAAGAAUCAUGAUUAAGCAUAAGAAAUGGAAGAAUUGAAAUAGGAGAAUGAAUAAUUAAAACAACUUCUAUAUGAAUAAUAGACCAAAAUAGUUGAGUAAAGUUAAGAAAUCUUAGCAUUAAAAGUUUAUAAAGAUGGAUUAAAGAAAUUAAGUUUUAGUGAUUACUUUCGAUAAUAGAAUAUAUGAG